This is a messenger RNA of Trametes versicolor FP-101664 SS1, 366 nucleotides long. RefSeq lists its product as uncharacterized. The transcript has a single exon. The record is from RefSeq and is a predicted model, not a curated record. The annotation marks the transcript as partial. Lineage: Eukaryota; Fungi; Basidiomycota; Agaricomycetes; Polyporales; Polyporaceae.
GAGACUGAAUACGAAGCAGAUCUUUACGGGGACGGCGAAGAUAACCGCGAGGAGUCAACGCAACAAGAGACGACUCAGAGCCCGGUCGAACAGAAGCAGCCUGCCCCUGCAGAAGUCAAGCAUGAAGAGAAACAGUCGCUGAUCAAGAAGGAAAGCUCGUUGCCACCAAAGCCCCCAUCGUCCUCGGAGCUCUCCUACUCAGCCCAAGUUGCUCAGCAAUUUUCUGCGUACAAGCAGACUCCUGCGCAGGAGCGCCAGCAGUACCAGGCCUCGAACGCGUCUGGGUCCAAAACGAAUGGCGCCGCCGACGCAUAUGACGAUGGCCGCCGGGCUGUAAGGCCAUCGGAAAUGAAAGACGAAGGGUGA